Molecule: messenger RNA, 1642 nt
Organism: Clunio marinus
Lineage: Eukaryota; Metazoa; Arthropoda; Insecta; Diptera; Chironomidae
Source: the annotation of a GenBank genome assembly
AUGGGUGUUGCAUUUGUCUUCCUAGCUUUCGUUGCAAUUUUUGCCGGAAUUAUGUGCUUUAUGAAAAACUAUCGAAAGAUUCAACUCGACAUUCCAGCACCAAAUGCACUUCCGAUCAUAGGUCAUGCACAUUUAAUGAUUGGAUUGAAUAACGAAGAACAACUAAAGCUGAUCACAGAAUUAUGCUUCCUGUACCCAAAUCUUGUUAAGGUUUGGUUCCUGCAUAUCAUGGGUAUUAUCGUGAACAGUCCCGAAUUAAUUCAAAAGGUUUUCAAUUCUGAUGUUUGUAUGGAGAAGCCUUACAUCGCAUACAAAUUAUUCAAUCUGGACAACGGUCUCCUGUCAUCACGUUAUCCAAAGUGGAAACAUGAUCGUCGUUUCUUUAACAACUCAUUUAAAAUUUCCACGUUGCAAUCAUUCAUUCCGAUUUUUAUUCAAACUGCUGAUAAACUUACAAAUGAAAUUGCGAGUUUUGUCGAUGGGAAUUCAUUCAAUAUACUCGAUUAUACAAUUCGAUGCACUUUGAAGAUGAUUUGUUCAACAUCUCUAGGCAUGAACAUCUCAGAUGCGGAAAACGAUGAAACUUUCAACAAAGUUUUUCACGCUGUGGAUACAUCGGAGACUGUAGCCAUGCUCCAAAAUAAACCGUUGGUUUACCCUGACACGAUAUUUAAACUCACUCCGAGAUAUUACGAGAACAAAAGACAAGGCCAGUAUUUGAAAGACUUUCACCAGAGAAUCAUUGAUGAACGACGUGAGAUUUUGAAGAAUAAUAACAACUGUGACGAGAAGGACCUCGGUUACAACAUUUUUAUCGACCACAUUCUUAAUAAUGAGGGAAUGUUCUCGGAUGAAGACAUUCAACAUCAUGUCAUAACCGUUUUAUCAGCAGGUUACGAAACUUCAGCCACAGCAACCGCUCACUGUAUUCUGUUUUUGGCACAACAUCAAAAUGUGCAAAACCGAAUGGUUGAAGAAAUAAACGAAGUUUAUGCAACUGACGAUGAAAUAACUUUUGAAUCACUUGGGAAGCUUCAGUACAUGGAUCGAGUGAUUAAGGAAACACUACGGGUGGCACCUGUUGGACCUGUUAUCUUUAGAGAAGCCAUGGAUGAUUUCGAAAUUGAACAAGGGUUGGUGAUUCCCAAAGGAACAACUUUCGUGCUGAAUAUUUUCGCUCUUCAUCGAAGACGAGAUAUUUGGGGCGAAAAAGCUGACCUAUUUAACCCCGACCACUUUCUUCCGGAAAACGUCGCCAAACGCCACCCGUGUAGUUACAUUCCGUUCUCUACGGGAAGACGAAACUGUAUUGGACAUCGAUAUGCGAUGAUAUCGAUGAAGAUUAUUUUAUUAAAACUCUUAAAGACCUACAAAUUCUCAACUGAACUAAAUUUCGACGAUCUUCGAUUUAAAGCAGUUCUCACACUCAAAUUAAUCGGUGAACAUGCCGUUUCGAUUGUUAAUAGAUAUUAAGACACUUGAAAAAGAUUUCUAUCGAACACUUUUAAUUAUUUAAGAAAAGUAGUAAAGAAGAAACGAAGAAAUGAAACUAAAUGCUUGAUAGGUAUGAAGGAAAAGUGAUGCAAAAUGAAAUAAAAUUUCUUUCUUUCCAAUCUUUCUUCACAACGAGUGCUACUCACGA